This is a messenger RNA of Trypanosoma brucei brucei TREU927, 483 nucleotides long. RefSeq lists its product as hypothetical. Gene Ontology annotation, cellular component: nucleus. Lineage: Eukaryota; Euglenozoa; Kinetoplastea; Trypanosomatida; Trypanosomatidae. Gene Ontology annotation, molecular function: DNA binding. Bases 1 to 483 code for a protein of 160 amino acids. The record is from RefSeq and is a predicted model, not a curated record. The transcript has a single exon.
AUGGCUCGCGGUCAAAUCAUGACGGGCCAGGACUGGGAGCCGCAAGUGUUUAACAUCCACAACAGGAAAAACACUCAGCAGAGGCCGACUCGUGUAAGUGAAGCGGAGGCGAACCGAGCACUGCAGAGGGGUGGCAAUGUGGAGGUAAUCAAGAAGGAGCAUUUCCGCUCCAACGUGCAGAAAGGAGGACCAGGUGCAAACGCAAAACGGUUGGAUGAGGAUACCGAGACACUGAAGGUGAAGCGUGUGGACAAUGGACUUCGCCUAGCAAUCCAGAAGGCACGCCAAGCGAAAGGAUGGACCCAACAGAUGCUCGCACAACAAAUCGCUGAGCGAGUGGGUGUGGUGACUGAGUACGAAAACGGUAAGGCUGUGCCUGAGGAGCGCGUCCUUGUGAAGAUGGAACGGGCGUUUGGAAUCCAUCUCCGCGGAGUGAAGGCCGGACAACCGUUUGGAUCCGCGAAACCCCAGCCGAAGAAGUGA